Zea mays is the source of this 381-nucleotide messenger RNA. The record is from the annotation of a RefSeq genome assembly. Lineage: Eukaryota; Viridiplantae; Streptophyta; Magnoliopsida; Poales; Poaceae.
AUGAUUACUCAUCGUUUCUCUGCAUACAGUCCCUAUGAAGUUGCUGAAACUUUCAAUGCACUGAAACAAGACAACAUGACAGUCAAUGCUUAUAUUGAUAAGUUUGAAGAUUUCAUGACUAUGUUGAAACAAGAUACACCAGAGCUAACCGAAGAGUGGUUUGUAAAAUGCUUUGUCAACGGCCUUCGUCAUGACAUCAAACACCAACUCAGGCCUCUCCAUCCAGAGUCCCUGACUGAUGCGUACUGGCAGGCCAAAGACAUGGAACGCAGUGCCCCACCUAAGAAACAGUUUUCUUCAUAUCAGAGACAAAUCACUGCUGCUCCAUACAGAACUCUCCUUUUGUGCAGAACCUGCUACCACCACACCAGACAAAACUAA